This is a messenger RNA of Triplophysa dalaica, 4445 nucleotides long. It is a transcript of the gene arl15b, whose product is annotated as ADP-ribosylation factor-like 15b. The coding region runs from base 557 to 1291 and encodes 244 amino acids. Lineage: Eukaryota; Metazoa; Chordata; Actinopteri; Cypriniformes; Nemacheilidae. Gene Ontology annotation, molecular function: GTP binding; GTPase activity. The transcript is spliced from 6 exons. The record is from RefSeq and is a predicted model, not a curated record.
CACAUGACGGGUUUCAAUCGACUAGCACGUACACUUCGCAAUAAAUAUUAAACGACGCCGUAUAUCGUUAAAAAACGUUAUUUGGUGUGCUAUUUUAUACAUACACAUACAUUUACACACCCCGUUUAAAUUUAAGUGAAAAAUAACUCCACAGCGGCUCUACGAACGUCAUGUAAAGCGUCAAAAUGACGUCACGUCGCAUGCCUCGAUGCUCGGCCGUUUCUGGCUCGCGAACACACAACAAACAGCACUUCUCUCCGCCCACAUUAUUGAACUGUAUUACAGUCGCCGUACACACGUCUGGAUGGAGGAAGAUUGAAAUAAAGCGAAUGAAAAAUGUGUCUGUAGCGAUGUAUUUCAUUGCAUUACACGUCUGAAUCUCUGCAAAAGGAAUUGUUUUAUGCCCAAAACCGCGCGUGGGACUGUAACGUUUAUCAAGGAGAGAGAAAGAGGAGUGCACAGCUAACUCUGCUAGCCGUUUUUACUCAUAUGUUAUUUUUCACAUCGGAGAGGCGGGGAAUCCAAAGCCUAGCCAGCGAAAAAGCGAGACUUUUGGAUGCAUUCAAUUAACAGGACCGUUUCAUAUCACAGCCGUCUUAACUCGGGCUUCCUGCUUUCCGGAGACAACAGCAAGAAGCCAUCGAGGAAAUACAUGGAUUACCUGGUUGUUCUUCAGUUGAUGAAUCAUAAAAUGGAAGGGGCCCCUAACUUAAACCUCUUGAGGUGUUUUAGGACGUUAUGCUGUAAAGGACCUCCCACUCCCAGACCAGAGUAUGACGUGGUUUGCAUAGGUCUGACAGGCUCCGGGAAGACCAGUCUGCUCUCCAGACUUUGCAGUGAGGCAGCGGACAACAUCGUUCCUACCACAGGUUUUAGCAUUAAAGCCGUGCCGUUCCAGAACGCCAUUUUAAACGUCAAGGAACUCGGAGGAGCGGACUCAAUAAAGAAGUACUGGAGCCGGUAUUACCAGGGUUCCCAGGGGGUGGUUUUCGUCUUGGACAGCGCUUCGUCCGAGGAGGAUAUGGAGGUGGCACGUACAGAGCUCCACUCGGCACUGCAGCAUCCUCAGCUUUGCACGCUUCCGUUCCUCAUCCUAGCCAACCACCAGGACAAACCCGCCGCCCGCUCCGUACAAGAGAUAAAGAAAUUCUUCGAGCUGGAACCGCUGGCACGAGGCAAGAGCUGGAUUCUGGAGGGCAGCAUGGUGGAGAACAUGGACGCGGUGAAGGAGAGUUUCGCUCAGCUCAUUCAUCUGCUGGAGGAGAAGGACCAGGAUAUAGGCAGGAUAUGAUCCAGGGAAAACAUCCCAUCAUCCCUCAGACGCUACCGAUCGCCAAACGCACCACCGGCCAGUACAGCCCAGUUCAGAACGGCCUUUGUGUAAACUACAUUGUUACUCUAACUCUGUUACAGUGGUGUAACAAAUUGAGUCAUGAAAAAACGUUGUGUCCUUAUCUGUAAGGAUGCAUAUCUGCAGAGAACGAAGGAACCUAAGCUCAGAAGUCUGAGACCUUCUCACAGACCACACGUAUUAACCGAGAACAAAAAAUUGACUUUGUCAGUAAAUAGGGUCACCUGUCCUUUUUAGAUACAGAUCUAGUCGACAUCGCUACUAAAUAGAUACGUGGGGCAACUGGAAGUCAUGUUUUCGUAGUCCGUAGAUUGUUUUUCUUAGGACCAUGGAUGUGUGCGCGUGACUGUUUGAAUGUGUGUUUGCAAGAGAGAUGUCAGUACUUUAAAGCCUUAAAAUGUGUGUGCUCAUGUAUUUUUUGAGACGUUUUAAUGUUUUCUCACAUAUGUCCUUAGAUGUUAUUCAAGUAGGGGGUUUUAAUUAUUUGUGGCUGUGAAGUUAAGAGUUCUGGAAUUGACUGAUUUCUGAAAUCAUAAAAAAUGGAAAAUCGUCCGGUGUCGUGUCAACUCAAACCUGAAUGGAGCUGCACUCGAUGGUCCAACAAGCUAUUAGUGAGCAGCCUACCUGGGCGGCAUUUUAAGGCAUCGUAGGUGUCAUCCGACACACAGGAUGUUCCAUAGGGUGUAGCUGAUUUUGAACAAAUUCCAAAGCAGAGAGGGCAAUCCCAUAAUGCAUUGCAACGAGCGCAGUCAAAACGUAUACAUAACAUUCAUUCAGUACAGAAUAUGUCUUAUUCAAUAAUCAUUAUGUACAAAAUUGUUUAUCCAAAAAUGAUGUGCAUUGUAUAGUUAUGAUUUUUCAAAGCACUUCACCUUUUUGGUGUCGUCUGUAUCGCAGGGAAUUGCGGUUCGGGUCUGCUGUGUUCAGCACUAUUUGUACAACACAAAUUUGCUGCCCAUGUAGAGCGUUCCAAAUCGGUCACUUUUACGAGGUUCCUUUUCAGUUAAGAUUCUGCCGAACAAGGCAGCUGCGUACGUAUGGGACAGGCAGAGAAGUCACUCACUAAAUUUUGGAACAGACCUAAUUGUAGCGGUAUUUUAAAGCAGAACAUAUCAGAGAUUGUUGGAUGAUAAUGAUUGACAAGCCACGUGAAAUAUAAUACUGAUUCACCAAAACCACAACCACAAAUGUCAACGCUUUGAUUAUGGAUCAGUGCGCUUGUGUCUAUAAAGCAUUAUUUCAUGUUUUUGGGGUUCUCUCGGCCCUGAAUUUAUAACACACUAUAAGUGUUAAACCACACCUUAACAUCAAAGACAUGCAAAGACAGAAAGUCCAGAGUCCAGUCUGGGUCGUAACCGGAUUAUUCACGUGCCACAGACACACUUGGAAAAGCGAGCGUAUCAUUUACACAAAUACAAAUAACCUUGAUAGCAUGAUCUUAGAUGGGCAACAUCUUCGGUUAUAUUUAUAUCUAGAAAGAUUUUAUACCCUCCAAACUGAUUCAGCAGCUUUUUGUAAUUCAGAUAUUUGUACAUUUGUUACAGAUUAGUCUUGUUUUUUGAGAAGUGUAUGUGCCUGUCUUUAUACGGGGAGACGAAUCUAGUUUAGAGGCCAGUUUACAGUGGUGGUAUCAAGUCAUUCACACGUUUGACAGUGUUCGUAUGUAUUUAUGCGUCAUUUCCACUGAGCAACAUGGAAAAUAAAGGCUGAAGUUGUGAUUUAUAUGUCGGGUGAUAUUAUGUUUCACUUUGUUGAUUUAUGAAUAAUGCAUUAUUUUGGCAGUUAGGUCAUCGAAAAAUAUGAAUAUCAUUCUCGUGUCAUUCAUAAUCUGUAUGUGAGUCUUUCUUCUGUCGAACAUAAAAGAAGAUAUUUUGAGAAAUGUUUUUGUGGUUGUGUAAUAGAGGUCACUGGGGUCAGUGUGGUUUGGUUAUCAAUGUUCUUCAAAAUAUCUUAUUUUGUGUUUUUCAUAAGAAAGAUUCAUAUAGUUUUGACAAGAGAGUGAAUAAAUUAUAAAAUAUUUUAAACUAUGGCUUUAAACCUGUUAUGUUCAUUUGCGAUGUGCUGUACUUUCAUUAGUGUGAUGCUUUCUAUUUUGAAGGUUAACACCGUUUGUCACUUUGACGUUAAAAUUAGACUCAGAAAUGGCAAAAUUUGAUGACCAGAGGUGUCUAUUAUACAGCAGACCUGGUGUGUUACAAUUACGUUUAAAACUGGGUGACCCUCAAGAAAUUUUGGUUUCAAGAUGUAACAAACAGGAUUCAUUUCAAAACUUUUACUGUUAGUUUAACACAAUUUCAAACAAUUCAAAGCCCUAAAAAUUCUCAUUACCGUAACCAUUUAAAACUAUCCAUCCUAUAGCAUGUUUUGCUAGAGAAAAUCGUCAGGAUGCCUAAGGAAAUUUUAUUAAUCAUACAUAAUGAGAAAUUAAUGAAAUUUGUUUAAAUAAAAAAAACAUGUAAAAAAUGUUUUAAUGCAGAAAACAACCUGUAUCGGUAAUGAGAAUUAAAAAAGUUGUGUUCACAGUGUGAUAAGAGAAUAUUACGCUUUUAAGUAGAAAAAUAUAAAGUCAUCUGUUAAUCUUUUUGAAAAGUACUGGCGUCUGCGUUUCUUCACAUAAAACCAAACGUUAUGUAAAUAUCUUUGUGUUUGUUAAAACGGUAUUUAAUAGUCACUAUUUCUUCAUUUUUAUUAUACUUGAAAAUUCUGUUAAUGUUUAUGUUUUUUUCUUCUUUUGUUAUCUUUUGAGAAAAUCUAGAAGAACAUCCAAUUGCUAUUUAAGAAUAUUUUAAUCAGACGCAUGAGGAUGCAUUACGGUAGUGAGAAUUUCAUCAGAUAAAGCAAGAAAAUACAUAAAUCUUAACUCAUUCCUAUGUUAGAAUUAUGCUUCGUGUAUGGUAGAGAAAACAAUUAUGUUUAAUAAGAUCAUUUGUUAUUUUACAUUUUUUUAAUUCAAAUCUUUACUGCCAUGAUGUUUUAGUGGUUUCGUGAGAAUGACCCAACUACUGUAUAGUUUUAUAUAUUUAAUAUUUUACUCUCAUGUCAUUCCAAGCCUGAAUUAGUUUCUCCCACAAAAAAAAUAAAAGUUCAAAGAAUA